Molecule: messenger RNA, 825 nt
Organism: Macrosiphum euphorbiae (potato aphid)
Lineage: Eukaryota; Metazoa; Arthropoda; Insecta; Hemiptera; Aphididae
Source: the annotation of a GenBank genome assembly
AUGGGUGUAACGGUUCAACGAGUUUUAAAUGACAUUCGAAAUUCUGCUACUUUAAUUGAUUUUAAAAGAAUCCAUUUAUUAGAAAAACGAGAUUUACAUAAUAUUAAACGUGAUUUUAAAAUUGAUAAUUAUUCUACAAAAAUGAAUGAAAAUGAUUUUGUUAGUGUUCGCCUGUGUGUAGAGAAAAUAAAAGAAAAAGGUGAGACAAAUCCAGUGUUAUAUUUUAAGCAUCAAGGAGAAGAUUCCACAACACAUUUGAUUCGGGAUGAUUUUUGUUUAAUUUUAAUGACUGAAUACCAAGCUGAAAUGUUAAAAAAAUUUGGAUGUGAUAAAAUAUGUAUAGACGGAACACAUGGUUUAAACAGUUAUAACUUUCAGUUGUAUACUUUACUUGUAGUAGACAAUUAUGGAAAUGGUUUUCCUGUUGAAUUUUGUUUUACAAAUAAAUCAGAUACAUCUACAUAUAAAUUAUUUUUUGAAUGCAUCCAGCGUGUAGUAGGACUUAUCAAAGAAAAUGUUUUUAUGUCUGACGAUGAACCUGCAUUUUACAACGCAUGGCAAUCUAUUAUGGGUCCGGUUUCUAAACAACUAUUAUGUACUUGGCCCGUACUAAAAAAUUGGAAUAAAAACCUUUCCAAAAUUCACUCACAAGAAAAAAAAUCAAUGGUGUAUAAAUCGUUAAAAUCUUUAAUGUACGAAACUGAUGAAAACAAAUUUUACAUAGAAUUAACAAAGGUCAUUGAAGAAUUAAAAAAUAAUACAGAUACUGCAGAUUUUGGUCAAUAUUUUGCGAGCAAUUAUUCCUCAAGAGUUAAAAAUACAUAA